This is a messenger RNA of Saxophila tyrrhenica, 1362 nucleotides long. RefSeq lists its product as uncharacterized. The record is from RefSeq and is a predicted model, not a curated record. Bases 1 to 1362 code for a protein of 453 amino acids. NCBI's taxonomy places the organism in Eukaryota, Fungi, Ascomycota, Dothideomycetes, Mycosphaerellales, Extremaceae. The transcript is spliced from 2 exons. Gene Ontology annotation, molecular function: acyl-CoA dehydrogenase activity; flavin adenine dinucleotide binding.
AUGAUUGCAUUUAGAGGAGUACCUAAAGGCCUUGGUGCCAUCCAACCCUCUUUGGCCAUUGGAGGCUUCAACCACAACGUACUUCGAUGUAGCCGAUCAAUUCCGUCUGGACUCCUUGGACAGCAGGCCAACGCAAAACAACCUAACAACAGCCAAAGACGAACCUUCGUAGCAAAAGCCACGGAAUACCUCCCCGCCUACCCGGACCUCACCGACUCCCAGUCCACCGUCCGCGAAGCCAUCGCCAAAAUCUGCUCCAACUACCCGGACGACUACUGGCUCAAAUGCGACAACGAAGCGCGCUGGCCCUCGGAGUUCCAACAAGCCAUCGCAAAAGACGGCUGGCUAGGCAUCAUGAUGCCUUCGGAAUACGGCGGCAGCGAGCUGGGCCUCGCCGAAGCGACGGUAAUGAUGCAGACGAUUUCGGAAAGCGGCGGCGGGAUGGCUGCGGCGAGUAGCGUGCACAUGAACAUUUUUGGUCUGGCGCCGGUGGUCAAGUACGGGAACGAGGAGCAGAAGAAGCGGUUUCUGGUCCCGAUGAUUGAGGGGAGGGAGAAGUCGUGUUUCGGCGUCACAGAGCCGAAUACCGGGCUUGAUACGCUGAAGUUGCAGAGCUUGGCUACGCGGCAGGGGGAGGAGUAUGUGUUGAAGGGGAGUAAGAUUUGGACGUCGACGGCGCAGGUGGCGGAGAAGGCUCUGAUGCUCGUGCGAACGACGCCUUUGGAGGCGGUGAAGAAGGCUAGUGAGGGGUUGACGUUGUUUUAUACUGAUAUUGACCGUGAGGUUGUGUCGGUGCAGGAGAUCAAGAAGAUGGGUCGUGCGGCUAUCGAUACGAAUCAGCUGUACUUCGACGGCUGGCGGGUCCCAGUCGCCGACCGCAUUGGCGAAGAAGGUCAGGGAUUCAAAAUGAUCAUGCACGGCAUGAACGCCGAGCGAAUCCUCGUCGCUGCCGAAGGCCUUGGGCUGGGGUACGCUGCUCUACGCCACGCGAGCCGGUACGCAAAAGAGCGAGUCGUGUUCGGCAGACCGAUCGGGCAGAAUCAGGGCAUCGCUCAUCCGCUGGCGAAAGCUUGGAUCGGGCUCGAGCAGGCGAGGUUGAUGACCAUGCAGGCGGCGAAGAUGUGGGAUGAGGAUUUUGCGACGGGGGAGUAUGCGAAUGCUUGUAAGUAUGCUGCCGCGGAGAGUGCGUUUACCGCGUGUGAGACGGCGGUGUGUUCGAUGGGGGGGAUGGGGUAUGCUAAGGAAUACCACGUUGAGCGCUACCUCCGCGAAGUGAUGAUCCCUCGACUCGCACCUGUGAGCAGAGAGAUGAUUCUCAACUACGUCGCCGAGAAAGUCCUCGACUUGCCCCGGUCGUACUGA